UAUAGCUGUCUAGCUGUCACCUCAACAACACAGCAACAACCUGGUUCUACAGUGUUACAUCUGAGGAGACCAGUGAAUAACAGAUACUAUGGAACUCUCUGAUGCUCUGUGUGGCUGUUCGUCCUCUGGUUCUACCCCCCAGGGAAGCAACAGCAUCUGGCCCAGCCAGAACCAAACAGGGGGUCCUGCCUGGCCGGCACAGCCCACCCAGCCCCCAUCUUGCUGGCCUGGGCAACCCAACACCCCCUGCUGGCCUGGGCCACAACCAUCCCAACCAGCCCCAGCUUCAGCCCAAAACUGGCCUGGUCCCCAACCACAACCACCCCAACCAGCCCCAUCCCAUCCCUGCCAGCCAUGCUGGCCUGGACCCCAGCCUCCCCAAUUCCAGCCCCAGCCUUCCCAACCCCAGCCGCAGCCCCAACCUCAGCCUGCACCCCAGCCUUUUCAACCUACAGCUUCAGCCCCGGCUUCUUCCCAAGUCCCCAGCCAGUCUAGUGCCCCAAGGUGGCCGGUUACCCAAGGCCUUAUCCCAGGUGUUAACCCAGGUUCUGGAUGGCCUUUCAGCCCUGGUCAGUCUGGUUGGCCUGGUCAGAAUCCAGGUGGCUUUACACCUGCUCCACAGUGGACUCCAACGCCAGCUGGACGUCUGAGCGUGCCCUACAACCUGAACCUACAAAGAGGCAUCUACGACAAGAUGAUGAUCACCAUCAUGGGCCGGAUCAAACCAAAUGCUAAGCAGUUCACAGUGAACUUUGUGCGAGGUAAUGACAUUGCCUUCCACCUCAACCCUCGGUUCAACGACGGGGGCAAGCAGGCAGUGGUGAGGAACACCAUGGUGGGAGAGCGCUGGGGGAAGGAGGAGAGGCACACACAGGGAGGCUUCCCCUUCAUGGCUGGACAGUCCUUCGAGAUGAAGAUUCUGGUUUCGUUUGAGGAGUUCAAGGUGGCUGUGAACGGAGCUCAGCUGUUUGAGUUCAAACACCGCGUCAGAGAACUCAACCAGAUCGAUCGCAUCAACAUCCUCCAGGAUGUCAUCCUCACCUACGUCAACGUAGACACAAUACCAUGACACCCACACCCAUGACAUCACUAUACAGCAUAUAACACCCAGCAUGUGCUAAAUACAUACAAUUCAUUAUUUGCACCUGUUUCAUGAUGAUGAUGAUGAUGAUGAUGAGCUGUGCUCAUUUUGUGGUGCACACACAGUACUGCAUUAAUGCCCACUAACUCUGUCCAUGUGCAAAUAUACGUGAUCUUAGGACAACAAAACAACUGCUGCAAUGUUCUUUACUGUGACACGUUGCUUUCAUCAAGAGAAAAGUCAACUGUUUCCAGCAAUCAGCAAAUAUAAGAGCACAAAAUUGUAAGCGGCUCUAUCCAUUCCAAAUCAUGCAUAAUACAAGGAAAGAGCUAAGCAAUGGGGACCGUCUAUUUUUAAAUGCUUUUUUAAACUCAUCAUCUCCAACAUUGUGAGCAUCCAUUACAGAGCUUUGCUUUGGUGUAGUUUGAGGCCUCUCCAUUCACAUCAGUUGUGUUCUUCUACUGAAUUCUCUUUUCCUGAUGUCUGUUGGGGAUUCUUUUUUCUGCUUGCCAAUGCAAAGUCUACAAACCUACCGUGUAAGAGCAGACCGACCUACGUAUUGAAUAGGCCUACAUGGGAAGAAUCCUGCACAACGUGCACAUUUCGCAUUUCAUUUUUGAUCAUGAACAAGUAUUUGAUUUGAUGUGUAUGAAAAUGAUUGGUGACAUAUGCAUAAAAGGUGAGUAAUUUACCAUAAUUUGUAAACCUUUUGAUAGUUGAUUUUCCGAUUUUGAUAGUUUAGCGACCGCAAAGACGUUAAUGAAAUGAUUAAGUGGGAUAUUUUUCAAGGCAUACUUCUAGUCAGCUUGACUCUAGAGAUAUGCAUGUAUAGUUCUUAUGACUCUUUAUGCAGGCAGUUAUGUCCUUUUGAUUUAUUUGAUGUUUUGAGAAGGCAACUCCAUUUUCAAAAUGCAUUUACUGUUUUGAAGAAGGCCACAGAGUUCUGAGACUUGUGUACACUGAAUAUUUUCCCGAUAAAAUACAGCUGGCAAUACAGUGGGGCAAAAAAGUAUUUAGUCAGCCACCAAUUGUGCAAG
Molecule: messenger RNA, 2118 nt
Organism: Oncorhynchus tshawytscha (Chinook salmon)
Lineage: Eukaryota; Metazoa; Chordata; Actinopteri; Salmoniformes; Salmonidae
Product: galectin-3-like
Exons: 6
Coding region: 89-1069 (326 amino acids)
Biological process (GO): positive chemotaxis; negative regulation of endocytosis; positive regulation of calcium ion import
Cellular component (GO): immunological synapse; nucleus
Molecular function (GO): laminin binding; IgE binding; carbohydrate binding
Source: RefSeq, a predicted model, not a curated record